AUGGGUCACAUGUAUGCUCCUGAGAAGAGCCUGUCCCACUGGGCUCUGCCAUAUUGCCAAAGUGUCCCCACCUGGCUUCUGCUGACAUCUGACAACAUGAAGGAGAAGAUUCACAAUCUAGCCAAGAAGGGUCUGACUUCCUCACAGAUCAGUGUGAUCCUGAGAGACUCUCAUGGCAUUUCACAAGUAUAUUUUGUAAUGGGUAGUAAAAUCUUGAGAAUUCUUAAGUCUAAAGGACUUAUUCCUGAUCUCCCUGAAGACCUCUACCACUUAAUUAAGAAAGCAGUUGCUGUUUGUAAGCAUCUUGAGAGGAACAGAAAGGCUGAGGAUGUUAAAUUCCAACUCGCCCUGAUUAAGAGCCGGAUUUACUGA
This is a messenger RNA of Fukomys damarensis (Damara mole-rat), 372 nucleotides long. Its product is annotated as 40S ribosomal protein S13-like. The transcript has a single exon. Gene Ontology annotation, cellular component: ribosome; nucleolus; cytosolic small ribosomal subunit. Bases 1 to 372 code for a protein of 123 amino acids. Gene Ontology annotation, biological process: translation. The record is from RefSeq and is a predicted model, not a curated record. Lineage: Eukaryota; Metazoa; Chordata; Mammalia; Rodentia; Bathyergidae. Gene Ontology annotation, molecular function: structural constituent of ribosome; small ribosomal subunit rRNA binding.